Molecule: messenger RNA, 4102 nt
Organism: Thecamonas trahens ATCC 50062
Lineage: Eukaryota; Apusomonadida; Apusomonadidae
Product: adenylate/guanylate cyclase
Exons: 2
Coding region: 111-4073 (1320 amino acids)
Biological process (GO): intracellular signal transduction; cyclic nucleotide biosynthetic process
Source: RefSeq, a predicted model, not a curated record
CUCCCCCUGUCGACCUGGGCCUUGUGCUGCCCCGCCCACCGGUUGCUUGGCGCAAGGUUCCGCAGGUGAUCACGGCCGCUGGCGGCGAGUCGGGCGAGUAGUUGUAGACAAUGAGCUCGUCAUCUCCUCCGCCCGAGUUGGCUGAGGAGGUAGAUCAACCGCUACAGACCUCGAUCUCGGGCAUGCUCAGUGACGAGGGCUCGUCGUUUAUGGCCGAGCUGCAAGCGCUUGUCUUGCACAAGACCAACGCCGUUCUCGCCACGUUGCGAGGACGGAGCUCGGGGCAGGUGACCAACUUUACCAGCGAUUGGCUGUCGGGCAGCACGCUAUCGGACUUGCUGCGGACGGAGCUCGAAUCAGAGCUGGACAGGGUCGAGUCGGUGGCGUCGGACCCGGCAUCGCGGCGGAACCUGCUCAAGGCGCUGCUGCUGGAGCAUGGGUCGGCUCUGGCUAUUGAGAAACUGUGGAUCGAGAUGAUUCCGGACGCACUCGGUGUAGAUUCGGUGUGGACGCUCAUGUUUGUCUCGCACUUGCUGACGGGGCUUCGGCUGCGGCACGCCAACAACCAGCUGGCCGUGAUGAAAACCUCUCAGGCGUUGUCGUUCUCGAUGGCGUCGACGAGCGCGGAAGGUGGCAAUGACUUUGGUGCAAGCACAAUUGUGACGACGUCGCCAAGUCGGAUCGAGGACGAUCGCGAGAUGCGUUCGAUGAACAAGAACCAGCUACUGAGCAAGAUCGACGAUAUGUAUGUGUCGCACCAGGCUGACUUGCAGUCGCAGGAGCUGCGAUUUAAGCAAGCGCUGGUGGCGAAAGAGAAGAUACUGCAGAAGACGCAGGCAGAGCUUUCGCGGCUUGUUGCUGAUAACAACCGGUCGCAGGCUAUGUUCCGCAACGCAAUGGCCGAGGCACAGGACUUGGCCAAGGAGUUCAAGCAGUACACUCGCAACGUUCAGAAGAAGCAGGCAGCGAUGGCCAAGGCGCAGGCGUCGGGGAAGGAGGUGGCGCCUCCGCGCGGAACGGUGACCCUAAUGUUCACCGACAUUCAGGGCUCGACGCGGCAGUGGGAGCGGUCGAACGAUGUCAUGGCCGAGUCACUUGAGAUCCACAACAAGAUUUUCCGCAAGAUCCUUCCCGAGUUUGGUGGGUACGAGGUCAAGACCGAAGGCGACGCGUUUAUGGUCUGCUUCCAGUCUGCGGUCGACGCCGUGAUGUGUGCCAACGCGCUGCAGCGGUCGCUCAUUCACUGCGAUUGGCCGCCAGAGCUGCUUGUCGACAACCCGGACGCCAACAUCGAGCGCAAUGAGGCGGGCGUCAUUGUCUUUCGUGGCCUCCGAGUCCGCAUGGGCUUGCACAUGGGUGAGCCCAAGGCUGCCAUCGACCCGACAACCAAGCGCAUGGACUAUUUCGGCCCGGUCGUCAACCGGUCCGCACGAAUCGAGGGCACGGCUGUCGGCGGGCAGAUCAUGAUCUCAGAGCCGCUGUACCAGGCUAUUGCCGACCAUCUCGAGGACAUGAACUCGCCCGAGAUUGUGGACAAGGGUGAGUUCAACCUCAAGGGCCUUGCCGCGCCGAUCCGGCUUUACCAGGUCACUGACAACGAGCUUGUGGGUCGCCAGUUUGGAGUGACCAAAAAGAAAAAGUCGCUUGCGACGCGGAUCGCCAACAUGGGUCCGUCAACCGACGCCCUGGUUAUGCCGUCGGACGUCGACGCCGACGUCGCCGGACAAUCACUGGAGCAGCUCUCACUGACGUCUGCAGACGUGUUUUCGCGGCUGGAAACGCUCAAAGCCAAGCUCAACAAGAGCUCGACGACUGCGAGCCAGCUGUCGAGUACUCUGGAGCAGCUGCAGGCAGAAGGCAUCGAGAUGGGUAGGUCAUCGAUGGUCCGAAUGGAUAUCUCACGCAUACGGCAGGACGUCGACGACGCCAUCGAGAUGCUCAAGGCGGUCAAGGAGUCGAACACCGAUCUCGAGUCGCGAGUCGAUGAGAUGGAAGAGGAGCUUGUUGCCAUCAAGUACAAGAUCCGCUCUCUCGACAAGCAGAUCAAGCCGCUGAAAGAAGGCGCCGGCGUGGUGACCGCCUACUUGCGGCAGACGCGGGCCAACGCGGCGGAAAAGUCCGAGGUCAAGGCGCUCAAGUCAGAGCUCCGGGCCGCGCGCAAGGCGCUUGACGCGCUGGAGAAGGAGUCCCGAACCCGGAGCCGCGAGCGUGUACCGCGCUCGCGAACCUCAACUGGUCUUCUCGCCCGCGAGUCGUCGAUCAGCUCGGCCCGCCGCCCGCUUGGUGCGGCGGCACAUACGCCGCUGCCUGCCCUCGGCGGACGAGGCAAGCGAGGCAGUCCGGGCUCGUCGCCGCUGGUGCGGCCGAGCUCGCCACGGGCGCGUACCGGCGCCGCGUCAUCUGGGCCGAGCUCGGCCAAGAGCAUGGGAUCGUCGCGCGGCUCGUCGGCAACACUCUCCUGCGAGGAGCUUCACCGACCCAUGGAGACCUCGCACCCAGUCGUCUCGGGCGAGUCGCGGUCGACGUCGUCAGGCACCUCGGGCUCGUCGCUCUCUUCGUGCAAGACGUCCGACUCAGAGUGUGGAUCGGCAGCCAAGUCGUCGGGAGCACCUCGUGCCAAGCCCCGUAGCCGGCUGCCACGAGGUGGCAAGCGUAAGCGCAAGCUGAGCAAGACGCCGCUCUCGCAUUCGACUGGCUCGAUGAGCUCGUCGGUGGCGUCAACCAACUCAGCCAAGAUUCAAGCCCACAAGCGGUCACCGUCGGACAAGCCACGGUCGAUGAGCUCGCGAGUUGACGAGGGAGACGACGACUCAUCGAUUGAUCUCUCGUCAGUCUCGUUUCCAUCAUCAGGAAGCAGCGACGAGCGGCGAGCGGCGGUGGCGGCCAAGUCUUGCGUGAUGUCGUCCAGCUCUUCGUCGUCGCCAGCUCCGCAGUACAAGUCCCAUGACGGAUCUGGCGCGGAUGGGGCGCCGCAGCGAAAGCGACCCAAGGUUCGAGUCAAGACCAAAAAGGCCGAGUCGGGCAAGUUUGACUCGCGAUCAGUGCCAUCGUCUGCCGUUGGCACACCGCGACGUCGGUCGGGCUCUCGGCCGGUUACGGAGAUGGUCAACUACAGGUCUGCAGAACAGGUGCUUCCAUCGCGAAAUGCGGGCGGCUCGCACGAGCUGCUCACGUCGCUGGAGAGCACGUCCGCCACCAUUGGCAUGCGAAAGUCUGCCUCGCGCGACAUCCUCAUGUCGCCGUCGGCCCGAGCUGCCGCAGGGUUCAGUAGCUCGGGCUCUCGGUCGCGAUCGCAGUCGCGGCAUGGAGUGGACCGGUCGGGCGGGGCGCUCAUGUCUCCGGUGUGUGGGCCAAAUGGCGUUCCGCUGAGGAACCGGUCGACAUCAUCCCAGUCGGCGUCUCGAUCGCCCAGCCGGCAUAGCGGGGCAUCGCCGGCUGGGCGGAUGUCGCCUGCCGGACGCGGGAGUCAGAUCGUCAAGGCGCACCGCGCCCGGCAUCCGCGCGGAGCGGGGUUUAAGCUCGGCACGUCCAGCUCGGAAGAGGUUCCGGCCUCGGUCCAGGCGAAGAAGACCAAACGACGACACCGCAACCGAGCGCGAUCGAUCUCGGGCGGAGCCGAAAUGGCACGCGAGGUUGCCAAUGCUGCCAAGGCCACGUUCCACGCCAUUCCCGAGCAUUCGGCUCCGCGCUCGUUUCAAGCUCUCGUCGACUCGGCAAGCCCGCUCUCGCAAUCGCUUGACAGUCGUGCCACCCGCAGCCAAAAGCACAAGGUCCGGACCAAGGUCAAGGCCAAGAGCAAGCACAAGGACAAGACCAAGACCAAGGACAAGCACAAGGACAAGCAUAAGGAAAAGAAGCUCAAGUCGAAGAGCGGCAAGACCAAGCUCCGGGUCAAGACUCGCUCGCACAGCCGGGCGGGCUCGAGCGGCGGCGAGGCCAUCGACAGCGCAACGUCGCGCAGCCCACCGGCGCGGCAGCUCUCGCGACGAUCAUCUCGCCGCUCGCCGGUGCAGUCGAGCGGUGUCGAUGUCGAUGCCGGCACCGGUUCUGUCCUGGAUCUCGGCGACUUUUGAACUGUGUGAAUGAAAAGAGAGUGCAAUGA